Molecule: messenger RNA, 1563 nt
Organism: Penicillium manginii
Lineage: Eukaryota; Fungi; Ascomycota; Eurotiomycetes; Eurotiales; Aspergillaceae
Exons: 1
Coding region: 1-1563 (520 amino acids)
Source: RefSeq, a predicted model, not a curated record
AUGGAUCUUGGUCAGCUCGAUACCUACGCGCGGGGAUACAAGCCCGCUUACUCCAAUAGCUCCUCCAACUCCAUGGACUGGCAGCCAACUCAAAGCAAUGUUUCUCACAUGAGCUCAGACGUAUCCCCACGAUUCUCAACCUGGCUACCAGGCACCAUGGUCAAGCUGCCCCUUGAACUAGUAUUAAACAUCCUCGACGAAGUACUAAUUGGUCAAAGCAACCGACUAUCCCACGCAAGCUUACAUGGCCUGCUCAGUCUCCGCGCAGCAAGCAAGCAUACCAAAGCAAUGGUUGACUCAUAUAUGAAAAGAGAUGUUGUAUUGACUUAUCUUCGACGGCAACUCUUUGAUCAGAACGAUCCUAGCUGUGUCAAGUGGUAUCAAUCUCGCGCAGAUGCCUCUCGGGAACUAUGGCCAAGUAGAAAUUUCCUGGACAAUAACCCCCCCAAUGAGCUUCCAGGAUGCGACGUCAUCACUGAUACAAUUGUCGACGACUGCCCCGAAUGCUUCGAUACUCUUUGUACUAGUAGAAGCACUCCCGGUCUCAUCUCAAUACACGAAGGAUACAACGAAAACGGACGGAAUUUCAUCGGCAUCGCCCUUCAAUCCGGUUCCUAUAGGAUGCUCCAACGGUUCUUCCUCUCAGCUUGCAGCCCAUGCGCGUUAGAUUCACUCUCUUCCACACUAUUGUCAUCAAAUAACUGCCUAGAACCAUCACCUUCUAUCCUCGGCAUGCUUGCAUACCAGCAGGACCCGGUAUUCACUGAGCAAGUCCUCGAUUUAGUGGGCCCCGCCAUUCUUCAAACUUGUAGGCCUAAUGCGCUAUCAUACACCUUCGGAACUAGGGAAAAAAACAUGCUUUGCAAGUAUAUCACAGCUCGCACGGGGGAGUGGCUAACACAUUUGGGUGUCAAGCUCUGGGAGCGCACACUAUACAGCAGUGACUCUUUCAGCCAUUCAGCGAGCGCUUGGCACUCUGCUGUGCACAAUGGACCUGAAUUUAUGGAAUUCUUGGAUAAAUAUAGCCCCACACGCCCCAUGUUCACUCGUACUCUUCGAGGUUCGCUGCCGAUUGAUCAUGCCGUUUGGGCUAACAAAUUGGAUUCCUUUAGGUGGCUUUUUGCUAAGAUGCAAUUGCUGGACAUCCGAUCCUACCAGACUGCGAUUGAUAGAUUAUUCCAGGUUGUUGCAAAUCAUACAUCGCCUGAAAGUGAAGUCAUGCUCGAGGAGAUUUUCCUUGGGCCCGGGUCUGAGAGGGAUCAUUUCUACGUGGCUUCGCUGAUUUUCAAGAAUGUUGCUCUUGGGUUGCAAGAGGUGGUAUUGAAUCAGGCUGUUCGUUCGGAUAUGGAUCAGAAAGACUUGGACCUUUUCAGAGGCGAACAUGAGCAGAGAGCUAUUCGGAAAUGUCUCGCAGUAUCUAGGGCAUACUUUAAGACCGACCUUCCGAUGAAGAUACUUACCGCAGCACAGGCCAAUGCACAACACUUUGAUGCGGUUCGGAUGGCGAAACAAUGGGGGUUUGAGUAUCUGGAGAGCACUCUUUACUCAUAUCAUGGGUUUUGA